Molecule: messenger RNA, 807 nt
Organism: Fusarium mangiferae
Lineage: Eukaryota; Fungi; Ascomycota; Sordariomycetes; Hypocreales; Nectriaceae
Exons: 3
Coding region: 1-807 (268 amino acids)
Source: RefSeq, a predicted model, not a curated record
AUGGCCAAGAUGAGGGAGCAUGAAAGCCUCAUGGCGAGGCUAAAUAGUGUGCCCCUGGAACAUCGCGCGGAUCACCCACGCUUAGAAGAGGCCUUGAAACCCCUUCUGUGCUAUAAACAUAAGCCCACUGAUUUCGAUAAGGAGCUGGAAGAUGCUUCGCAGAAGUUUCGAGACGCAGCAGAAGCAGCGAAGAAGGCGGAGGUGGCCCAAGUCAAGCGGGAGAAGCCCGUUCCCCAGAAACGGCCCGGCAUACUUCGGAAGCCAACUGUUCAGUUCGCCACUCCAUUUCCGCUUCCUGUGAGUCGUCGAAGAGCCGAGUUGGCCGAAGGAUCUGCAGCGAACUCAGGGAGACCUAGGCGCCGGCUUCAAGCCAGCGACAUCCCUUCUGAGCCUGACUCUGAGUCAGAUCCUGAGUCUGAUUCUAGCUCAGAAUCGGAAAGUGAUGUCGGCGACGUUGUUGAGAUUCAUCCCCUGGAGGCCUGGGAGCGCUACGACUCCAAGUGGAAGACGAUAGACAAAUCUGGAUUGGAAGAAGCGCUUCCUGUAGUAUGGCAAGUGCCGUGGACGGUGACUUCAGGCAAACACUGGCAUGUCAGCAAAGAAGAGGUCGUGAGGUUCUUCAAUGAUAUUGCUGAUGAGCAUGACAAGGCCGGUUGCAGGGCCAUAUUCUUGCAUGAACGCAUGCGCUGGUGUUCUAGAAAUGUCAAGGACACGUUUGGCCGAGUGUUUUAUCGAGGAACUUGGAAGAAGGAAUUGGGAAUGAUUUCUUCAGUUGCCGAGGAGUUCGAGAAGCUGUACUCGGAGUAG